CAACGCCCCGGCGGAGGAGCUGAGGUCAACAUCGAAUUUGAAAUAUUUAAAGUGAAUACAAAACUGUUUCAGCAAUGCAGACAGUUAAGUGCAUUGUUGUGGGUGAUGGUGCCGUUGGUAAAACAUGUCUCCUGAUAUCCUACACAACAAACAAAUUUCCAUCUGAAUAUGUACCGACUGUUUUUGACAACUAUGCAGUCACAGUUAUGAUUGGUGGAGAGCCAUAUACUCUCGGACUUUUCGAUACCGCAGGGCAAGAGGAUUAUGACAGAUUACGACCGCUGAGUUAUCCACAAACAGAUGUAUUUCUAGUCUGUUUUUCAGUGGUAUCUCCAUUCUCAUUUGAAAAUGUGAAAGAAAAGUGGGUACCUGAGAUGACUCACCACUGUCCAAAGACUCCUUUCUUGCUUGUUGGGACCCAAAUUUAUCUCAGAGAUGACCCCUCUACUAUUGAGAAACUUGCCAAGAACAAACAGAAGCCUAUCACUCCGGAGACUGCUGAAAAGCUGGCCCGUGACCUGAAGGCUGUCAAAUAUGUGGAGUGUUCUGCUCUCACACAGAAAGGCCUAAAGAAUGUAUUUGAUGAAGCAAUAUUGGCUGCCCUGGAGCCUCCAGAACCGAAGAAGAGCCGCAGGUGUGUGCUGCUAUGAACAUCUCUCCAGAGUCCUUUCUGCACAACUGGUGUCAGCAUCAUACUGAAAGCAAUGUUUAAAUCAAACUAAAGAUUAAAAAUUAAAAUUCGUUUUUGCAAUAAUGACAAAUGCCCUGCACCUACCCACAUGCACUCGUGUGAGACAAGGCCCAUAGGUAUGGCCCUCCUGCCCCCUCCCAAUACUAGUUAAUUUUGAAUAAUUGUGUAUUGUCAGAAAAGUGAUCAGUACUAGUUUUUGUUUUGUUGUUUCAAAAAAAUUUUUCUUUUUUGGUUAAAAGCAAGGCAUGCUUGUGAUGACUCUGUAACAGACUAAUUUGUAUUGUGGAAGCUGCUCCCUGGUUCCACUCUGGAGAGUAAUCUGGGACAUCCUAGUGUUUUGUUUUGUUUUGUUUUCCUUCUUUCCCUUUUUUUUGGGGGGAGGGGGGAGUUU
Messenger RNA from Choloepus didactylus (southern two-toed sloth), 1082 nucleotides. RefSeq names its product cell division control protein 42 homolog. NCBI's taxonomy places the organism in Eukaryota, Metazoa, Chordata, Mammalia, Pilosa, Megalonychidae. The transcript has a single exon. The record is from RefSeq and is a predicted model, not a curated record. The coding region runs from base 75 to 650 and encodes 191 amino acids. Gene Ontology annotation, biological process: modification of synaptic structure; small GTPase-mediated signal transduction. Gene Ontology annotation, cellular component: dendritic spine. Gene Ontology annotation, molecular function: GTPase activity; GTP binding.